GAGCUGGUGACGGAGCUGGUGGCUGCUCAGAGCAAUCUGUCCUACAAACAGCUCCCACUGCGCCUCUACCAGGUCACCAGGAAGUUUCGGGAUGAGCCCAGGCCCCGCUUCGGCUUGCUGCGCAGCCGGGAGUUCUACAUGAAGGACAUGUACACUUUCGACGUCUCCGAGGCGGCGGCUCGGCACACCUACGACUUGGUGUGUGACGCCUACCGCAGCCUCUUCGACCGCCUGGGCCUUCCCUUCGUCAAAGUGCAGGCAGCCACGGGCACCAUCGGCACUGUGUCCCACGAGUUCCAGCUCCUGGCAGACAUCGGUGAGGACAGGCUGGUGCUCUGCCCUCACGGACACUUUGCGGCCAACGUGGAAACACUAAAAGGGGAACAAACGUCUUGCCCGACGUGUGGGGAAAAACUCACCAAGACCAGAGGGAUUGAAGUGGGGCACACGUUUUAUCUGGGCACCAAGUACUCCUCCAUCUCCAACGCCGUCUUCUACUCCCCUGAGAACAAACCCCAGCUGGCAGAAAUGGGCUGCUAUGGCCUGGGCGUCACUCGUAUCCUGGCGGCCUCCAUCGAGGUGCUGUCUACAGAGGACAGCAUCUGUUGGCCGAGCCUCAUUGCUCCCUACCAGCUCUGCUUCAUCCCUCCCAAGAGAGGCAGCAAGGAGGAGGAGGAGGGAGUCGCGCUGCUGGAGCGGGUGUACGACGACCUGGCCGAAGCGCUGCCCCACCUCGCCGGGGACUCGGUGCUGGAUGACAGGACACAGCUGACCAUCGGCAGAAGGCUAAAGGAUGCCAACAAGCUGGGUUAUCCCUACGUGGUCAUCGCUGGGAAACGGGUUUGUGAGGACCCCCCGGUCUUCGAGGUCUGGAAUCAGAACACCAGCGAGGUUUUGUUCCUCACCAAGGAAGGUGUCAUUGAGUUGCUGAGUAAAGUGCAAGUCACUUGA
Messenger RNA from Pterocles gutturalis (yellow-throated sandgrouse), 951 nucleotides. RefSeq names its product prolyl-tRNA synthetase 2, mitochondrial (putative) (gene PARS2). The record is from RefSeq and is a predicted model, not a curated record. NCBI's taxonomy places the organism in Eukaryota, Metazoa, Chordata, Aves, Pterocliformes, Pteroclidae. Gene Ontology annotation, cellular component: mitochondrion. Gene Ontology annotation, molecular function: proline-tRNA ligase activity; ATP binding. Gene Ontology annotation, biological process: prolyl-tRNA aminoacylation.